Manis pentadactyla (Chinese pangolin) is the source of this 1339-nucleotide messenger RNA. RefSeq names its product glutamate receptor 1-like. The transcript has 6 exons. The record is from RefSeq and is a predicted model, not a curated record. Lineage: Eukaryota; Metazoa; Chordata; Mammalia; Pholidota; Manidae. The coding region runs from base 110 to 622 and encodes 170 amino acids.
CCUAAGAACUCUGAACUCGUAUUUCUGCCAUUUGCUAACUGCGUGACCUUGGGCCAAUGACUAGAUCUCUCUGAGCCUCAAUUUCCACAUUUGUGAAACAGGGAUAGUAAUGAAAGUCCUGGACACAGCUGCUGAGAAGAACUGGCAGGUGACAGCAGUCAACAUUUUGACAACCACAGAGGAGGGCUACCGGAUGCUCUUUCAGGACCUGGAGAAGAAAAAGGAGCGGCUAGUGGUGGUGGACUGCGAAUCAGAACGCCUCAAUGCUAUCUUGGGCCAGAUUAUAAAGCUAGAGAAGAAUGGCAUUGGCUACCACUACAUCCUUGCAAAUCUGGGUUUCAUGGACAUUGACUUAAACAAAUUCAAGGAGAGUGGAGCAAAUGUGACAGGUUUCCAGUUGGUGAAUUACACAGACACCAUCCCAGCCAAGAUCAUGCAGCAGUGGAAGACCAGUGAUGCCCGAGACCACACCAGGGUGGACUGGAAGAGACUGAAGGUACGGUUUGAAGGCUUGACAGGAAACGUGCAGUUUAAUGAGAAAGGCCGCCGGACCAACUACACCCUCCAUGUGAUUGAAAUGAAGCAUGAUGGCAUCCGAAAGUUCUCCAGGUUCCUGCACUAGAGAAGACAUCUGCUAAGUUACUUGCCCUUUGGAUCCUCAGUUCCUGCGCCUAUGAAGUGGGGACAUAGCACAUAUACAGCAGCUCCUGAUCCUUGGUCAGUGAACGUUGCCUCUGGCAGUGGCUACUCACAGGUAUGGCAAAUGUCAAGGAGGUGGCAUGUGACUGAGAUGGCUUGUUUCUUCCUUUCAAAGCAUUUUGUUCUUUAAGAUAGCUUUGUGGUAAAUCAGCCUUAGGGGCACAGCUCCCCUUUGCUAUUAAGCUUAGGCAUGGCAGCCCAGUAGGCUGCCUAAGUUCGCACAGUGAGCCAUGGCUGAUGGGGACCUCGGUUCGGGCCCUGACUCCCCAGUCACAGUCAUGUUCCUGCAGCCGCUGCCAUAGCUGCGGACGUCAGAGUGACACAGUCAUUUUCAGUGACUGAGGGGAUGGGGUGCUUGGAGAAUUUUGCUGCCCUAGAGGGGACACUAGUCACAUGGCCCACUCCCCAAGCUGUCUCCAUUUCCAGUGCUGAGAAGUGUGGCAUCACCCCCGCCCUGUGGGUGGAAUUGAAUGUAGUUCUUCCAUGGGAGGCCUUGGCCAGGCAGGCCGGUUACUGCCACAUAGAAAAUUGUUGACCAGAGACCCGGGCGGAGUCUCCCUCAGAUCCUCCGAACGACGGUCUUUUAUGCUCAGGGAAAAAAACCCUGCUGUUUCCUGGAGGAACAAAUUGACAUUUCUAU